AUGUCCCUGCCUCCUCUCGCGCCGCCACUUGCUGCCGCCCGCCGCUCGCAGCCUAGGAAGCCGCUGCAACAGUUGCCACCAGCGGCGACUCCUAGAAGGGCUGCGGCUGCGGCUCCAGUCAAGCCGCUGCGAAAAGGUCGCGGCGGGACGCCACCGGCCCCGGAGUGCUCCGACGCUUUCUCGAAUUCCUGGUCCAGCGCUUCCCUCCAGAAGCGCUUGCCGCGCAGCACAGCCGCCCAAGGGAGCAAGAACUCCGCGACGACCCAAACAGUAGCAGCGCCAGCGUCGGCGCUCCCUCCGCCUCCUGCCCGGGGACGCUCGGUCUUGGCGCCGCCGGGCUCCGACACGCGCUCCUGCGAGGGACUUUGCCCGGCGCAAGGCGGGCGCGGGGAGGCUGCGCUGCGCUUCUCGCUCAGCCUCCCUCCGGAGGCAGUUCGGCUGCUGCAGCGCCGGAGCCUGGAGAAGCAGCAGCGGCAGCAGCGCGCGCGGACCCCCCGGCACGCCUCCCUCGACGCAGCAAAGCUCCCCCUGGCGGCGGUCGGGGUUGCCGGCGGAGACUUGCGCACCCUCCUGAAAGUCUCGCUGCUCAACGAGUGCCACAGGUACGACGACGUGGAGUACGAAGAGGCGGCGGGCGCCUCCGGAGCCUGUCAGGUGGAUGAGGGGUUGGUGCGCAAGUGCACCGAGUGGCUCCGAGGCGUGGAGAGUGCCACUGCUCGGGACCACGGUGACAAAUUGGACACCCUGCCUCACUUGAGCACCCUCUGAGGGCCCGGCGAGCGUUUCCUCGAAGGGGACUGAGGAGACCCCCUCUUUCUCCGUCGUGCUCCACGGCUCUCUGUCGUCCCUGGCAAAUAAGGGUUAAGUGUCUCCAAAUAACAUUAUAGUAACUUUUUUUUUUUUUAGAGACAGCUGAAUCUGUUUUGUCGCAUUUCUUGUAGU
Messenger RNA from Eublepharis macularius, 942 nucleotides. RefSeq names its product proline rich 18 (gene PRR18). Lineage: Eukaryota; Metazoa; Chordata; Lepidosauria; Squamata; Eublepharidae. The transcript has a single exon. The coding region runs from base 1 to 768 and encodes 255 amino acids. The record is from RefSeq and is a predicted model, not a curated record.